UCCGAUAAAACUAAUAGUGUAAAGGAUUAGAUUGCCAUUAUUUUCUUAACAAAAAAUAUAAAUUGAAAAUUGGAAUUUUUCAUUACUACAUUAAAGGGAAUUUUUUUUAAAUUAAAAAAAUCUCAGUAUGUCUGUGUUUCUAUCAAUCACGAUUUUUGGAUUAAUUUUACUUUGCAGUUUAACAGCACAAGAAAAUAAAAGGUUACUAAGAAAAAAUAAUGAUACGGAUGUAUUUUUUGAAAAACAAAAAAAACUAUGGCUUAAUCCUGUUUAUGGAAUAUUAGCUGAUUCAAAUACACAAGUAUAUAUGGUUAACUAUGAUCGAGACAAACGUCGACCUGAUAUUAGGGAGUGGCCGAAUGUAACAUAUCACGCAAUGUCGAAUUUACAUAAUGUAAUAAAACAUGCUACCACAUUAGCUGUUAAUAAGAAUGAUAGUGAUUAUGAAAAAAUUAAGGCAAUGGUUCCUUCUGUACUUCAAAAAACUGAUCGUGCAUUUCCACCAAUAAUCUACCCAGAAAUAUUAGUUAUCGUCGACUAUUCCUUGUACAAAAAACUUGAUGGAAAUCUAUGGAAAAUUGUACCAUAUCUCUUAGCGUUUUGGAAUGGCGUAGAUAUGAGAUUCAGAAGUUUAAAUAACCCUCGAGUUAGAUUAAAUAUCGCCAAGAUUCUUAUUGCUGAGGAUCGAAGAGCUCUUACAUAUACAAGAUCAUUUCUUUAUAAUAGAAGAAAUUUGUAUGCACACGGAUCAAUAAAUAAAAAAAAAAAAUGGUUAUAUGGGCAAAAAAAUGUCGUUCCAUUAGACAGUUACGAUAUUGCUAUCACUAUGACUUCACAUCCAUUGUAUUUACUCCCAUAUGAUAAUGACUUGGACCAUGGCACCGAAAUUAAAGGUUUAGCUACUGGAAAAGCUUGUAUGGUUGAUCACAGAUUAAGACGUGCUAUGAACAUUGCAAUUGUUAAUGACGUGGGUGCUUACGACGGAAUUAUGGCAGCUGCACACGAAAUAGGACAUUUGCUGGGAGCUGAUCAUGAUUACGACAAUAAAAAUUGCGCUCCUUUUCAUGGCUAUGUCAUGAGCCCAUUCUUGGCUUAUAGAACAACGUCGUGGAAUUGGUCACCAUGUUCACGAUUAAAUUUCCGCAAUUUCUUGAGAUCGGGAAAUGGUACAUGUUUGUACAAUAAACCAAAAAGAGGUAUAGAAAUACCAAGAUUAUUACCGGGAAAAUUAAUGGACGCAAACGAACAGUGUAAAAUAUUAGGGAGCCUAUCAGCUGUGGAACUUGAAGAUUUCAUUUGUGUAGAUUUAGCGUGUAAUGAAGAUGAUAACGCGACAGUUACAAAAUUUUAUCGUUUUGGUGCUGCUGAUGGAACCAAGUGUGGUGAUGGAAAAAUUUGUCUCCAUGGUUCAUGUUUAUAUGAAAAAUUUAUAACUUAAUGAUAUUCAUUUUUGAAAAGAUGUACAAUACUUUUAUCAAUAAAACAAAAAAAUAGUGAAAAUCCAUCAUAAAAAAUAUAUUUUACUGAUCAGAAAAU
This is a messenger RNA of Microplitis mediator, 1536 nucleotides long. Its product is annotated as A disintegrin and metalloproteinase with thrombospondin motifs like. The transcript is spliced from 9 exons. Gene Ontology annotation, biological process: proteolysis. Gene Ontology annotation, molecular function: metalloendopeptidase activity. Bases 128 to 1438 code for a protein of 436 amino acids. NCBI's taxonomy places the organism in Eukaryota, Metazoa, Arthropoda, Insecta, Hymenoptera, Braconidae. The record is from RefSeq and is a predicted model, not a curated record.